AUGUUGGUGUUCUUGACUCUUGUUGUAGCUGAGAAGGGCACCGAAGGGGCAGACAUCCACUGCAUCGCCUUCUCCCACGACUCCAAGUGGUUAGCGGUGUCCAGUGACAAGGCAACGGUGCACGUUUUCAGCAUCAAUGACUUCAACCUCACAAGCUCCACUCUCGAGGAAGACCAUGCCAGCAAUGACCUUUUGGCGGCACCACUCGUACUACCAUCUUCUCCCGCACCCGCAACAACCAACCAGAGCUCAUCACGCAUGUCAUUUUUGAAAGGCUACCUACCGACGUAUUUCAGCUCGAAGUGGUCGUUUGCCCAGUUCCGGAUCCCUAACGCCUGGACCAAGUGCUCCGUGGCGUUCGACCGGAGACACCCCAACACCAUUACCAUUGUCUGCAUGGACAAAAGGUUCUACCGCUGCGAGUUCGACCCGGUGAAAGGAGGCGACAUGGUGCCGGGGGUGUACCACGAGAACUUCAUGGACCUGUGAAGGGAUUAGGGACGCAAGGCAGCAAGACACUUCUUUAGGUCCAGUUGGAAGUCAAUAUACUUUCAGGUUGAUGAUGUCUUAGAUUUUUCCACGUAGACGUACCUCUAUGG
Triticum aestivum (bread wheat) is the source of this 599-nucleotide messenger RNA. RefSeq names its product autophagy-related protein 18d-like. The record is from RefSeq and is a predicted model, not a curated record. Bases 1 to 489 code for a protein of 162 amino acids. Gene Ontology annotation, molecular function: protein binding. Lineage: Eukaryota; Viridiplantae; Streptophyta; Magnoliopsida; Poales; Poaceae. The transcript is spliced from 3 exons.